This is a messenger RNA of Rattus rattus (black rat), 691 nucleotides long. It is a transcript of the gene Mrps33, whose product is annotated as mitochondrial ribosomal protein S33. The transcript has 3 exons. Gene Ontology annotation, cellular component: mitochondrion. The record is from RefSeq and is a predicted model, not a curated record. Lineage: Eukaryota; Metazoa; Chordata; Mammalia; Rodentia; Muridae. Bases 114 to 431 code for a protein of 105 amino acids.
GCUUCCGCCUCUCUCCUGCUCUCUGGAGCUGGGAACAAGCAAGGGGGCGGGCCUUCCGGGGGCGCGCGCACGCGAGGUCAGGAGCAGGAAUCCUGCUCCUUACUGCUGGGGAAAUGUCGCUUUCAGAAUAUGCAGUGCGCAUGUCCCGUCUGAGUGCCCGGAUCUUUGGUGAAGUGGCCAGGCCUACCGACUCAAAGUCCAUGAAAGUGGUAAACCUGUUCAGCGAGCAGCCCCUGGCCAAGAAGAAAGAGACGUACGACUGGUACCCGAAUCACAACACGUAUUUUGCGCUCAUGGGCACCCUCCGUUUUCUUGGCCUUUACAGAGAUGAGCAUCAGGACUUUAAGGAUGAGCAAAGACGUCUAAAGAAGCUCCGGGGGAAGGGGAAGCCAAGGAAAGGAGAAGGGAAAAGAGCUACAAAAAAGAAAUAGUAUCAGCUCAUCAAGAAAAAAACUGCCUUCCUCAGUGACUAAGAAAAUGCAUCUCAUUAUCUUUUCGUGUAUUAGAGGAAUGUGAUCUCCCUCAGUAGACGCCAGCCCUGUGUCCAUGUUCACUUCAGUUGAGCUGUGACUGGUUUCUUGAAGAUACUCUAAUCCUUCAAGAUUAUAAUGAGCUUGGUUUUGUAAUCUGAAGCGUGCCUAAUUCUGUAAUGGAAUAAAUAAACUAUCGUUGAGUGAUUUGUUUAAGAUUG